This is a messenger RNA of Punica granatum (pomegranate), 1787 nucleotides long. Lineage: Eukaryota; Viridiplantae; Streptophyta; Magnoliopsida; Myrtales; Lythraceae. The record is from RefSeq and is a predicted model, not a curated record.
CAAGUGCAAGAAUGAGGGCGAAGUGAAACCCUACCUGACUGUUUUACUGACUGGUGCCACUGGCCAUCGUUUUCCUCUUCUCCUCUCCUCCCCUCUGCCCUUUUAAAAACGCACCCAUUUCCCCCAUCCCAGCAAGCCCAGCCUCCCAAACUGCUACCGACCUCCUUCCCAUACUCCGCUUCUUCACAUUCAGCCGCCUCUCUCUCUCUAUACGCAGUAAUGGCAGCACUCACUCAGCUAGCCCACCACCAGCGCCCCCACAACCACCUAUUCUUCUCCUCUGCCGCCGCCGCCAGACCCAGGCGGCUUCCCGCCACCCGAAUCCGGAUGUCCCUCCAGGAGUCCGGUCCGUCGCUCGCCGUCGUGGGCGUCACCGGCGCCGUCGGCCAGGAGUUCCUCUCCGUUCUCUCCGACCGCGACUUCCCCUACCGCUCCAUCAAGAUGCUUGCCUCCAGGCGCUCCGCUGGGAAGCACCUCACUUUCCAGGGCAGGGACUACCUGGUCGAGGAGAUCGCCCCCGACAGCUUCGACGGAGUCGAUAUCGCCCUGUUCAGCGCCGGCGGGUCCAUAAGCAAGGAGUUUGGGCCCAUUGCGGUCGAGAAGGGCGGCAUUGUGGUGGACAACAGCUCGGCGUUCAGGAUGGACGAGGGAGUGCCUCUUGUCAUCCCGGAAGUGAACCCUGAGGCUGUGGCGGGUAUUAGGGCCGGCAGCGGGAAGGGGGCUCUCAUCGCAAAUCCGAAUUGCUCCACCAUCAUCUGCUUGAUGGCAGCAACUCCUCUCCAUCGACAUGCCAAGGUGGUUCGCAUGGUAGUUAGCACAUACCAAGCUGCUAGUGGCGCUGGUGCUGCCGCGAUGGAGGAGCUUGUGCUUCAAACUCGUGAGGUUCUGGAGGGGAAGCCUCCAACUUGUAACAUCUUCAAGCAGCAGUAUGCUUUUAAUUUGUUUUCUCACAAUGCCCCUGUUAUGUCAAAUGGAUACAAUGAGGAGGAAAUGAAACUGGUGAAGGAAACAAGGAAAAUCUGGAAUGACAAGGAUGUGAAGGUGACUGCUACAUGCAUACGAGUUCCUGUAAUGCGUGCUCAUGCGGAAAGUGUGAACCUCCAAUUCGAGAAACCACUUGAUGAGGAGAAGGCAAAGGAAAUUUUGAAAAAAGCUCCAGGUGUUGUGGUUAUCGAUGAUCGAGCAGCCAAUCGCUUCCCUACACCAUUGGAAGUAUCCAAUAAAGAUGAUGUUGCAGUUGGAAGGAUACGUCGUGAUGUGUCUCAAGAUGGACAUACAGGUCUGGACAUCUUUGUGUGUGGUGAUCAGAUACGCAAGGGGGCAGCACUAAAUGCUGUGCAGAUUGCAGAGAUGUUGCUAUAGAUGUGACAAAGUUCAUCCGAUUAGUCGGCUUUAAUUUGUCGAUUUGCUUCAAUGCUAAUGUGAAAGGAAGCACUUCGGGUAAAUUAUUGGCACGGCUCUUCAGGAUACAUCGUGGAAUGUCGCAUUGCAUUCAGGACAAUAAGGUUGAUUAGUUUUCUUCGGCAUAAACUAAUAGGCCCGUGGAUGUGUUGUUUCCAUUUUUUAGAGUCCUGUGUUGAAAUUUUGUUCUACCAAGUUAAUCUCAACUCGGAAGAUCCUGAGUUUAUGUUGCUUGUUAUAGCUGCGCAUAUUUAUGACUCACCCAAUGAUGGUUUUCCUAGCAAUGUAAUUUUCUUCUGAAAGAGGAUAGCGAACCAUGAAUAAGUCCCCUUGUAUAUCGAGCUUUUUCCUGAGCUAGCUGAGCCUCUGAUUAAGUUUGAGUGUGA